AAGAUAAUGUCGAAGCCUUAUCCCACCGACGGUCGACUCUACUGCCGAGUGACAUUCGACGGUUGGGGAUGCUGGGACUACACGCUGGCGGGGACCAAAGGCAAUAUAACCUGCCCUUCAUUUGUAGUUGGCUUUGAUCCGGCAUUCAAGGCUUACAAGGAGUGCUUGCCAAACGGCACCUGGUGGCGUCACCCGGACACCGGAAAUCCGUGGUCUAACUACACGACAUGCGUCAACAUGGAAAACCUGCAGGAAAAAGGCUGAACGUUGCAAUUGUUCAUCGCCGGCUACUCCUGCUCC
Messenger RNA from Priapulus caudatus, 300 nucleotides. Its product is annotated as calcitonin gene-related peptide type 1 receptor-like. The record is from RefSeq and is a predicted model, not a curated record. Lineage: Eukaryota; Metazoa; Priapulida; Priapulimorpha; Priapulimorphida; Priapulidae. Gene Ontology annotation, biological process: adenylate cyclase-modulating G protein-coupled receptor signaling pathway. The transcript has 4 exons. The coding region runs from base 7 to 264 and encodes 85 amino acids. Gene Ontology annotation, cellular component: plasma membrane. Gene Ontology annotation, molecular function: G protein-coupled peptide receptor activity.